Messenger RNA from Pichia membranifaciens NRRL Y-2026, 1557 nucleotides. RefSeq lists its product as hypothetical. Lineage: Eukaryota; Fungi; Ascomycota; Pichiomycetes; Pichiales; Pichiaceae. The transcript has a single exon. The record is from RefSeq and is a predicted model, not a curated record. The coding region runs from base 1 to 1557 and encodes 518 amino acids.
AUGAGGCUGCUGAACCCAUUGCUAAUAUUGCUGGCUUCGCCACUAUUCACGCCGGCCGUUACUGUCACCGAGGCGGCUAUCAUACCGAAAGGGAUAUCGUCGUUGUUGACAAACUCUAAGGUUCCCACACAAGAGGAGGUUUUUGUAGAGCACGGGCUGAAGCAGAAUGCGGGCGAUGUUGGCGGAAUCGUUGGUGCCAGUAGCAAUGGCGGCAACGUGAAUGGAGCAGGAGCUUCAGAUCGGAGGAGCAGCAGCGAAGUCCGGUCACCGCAGCCGGGGGCCAGUAACGCAGAUUUGGCUGCUCUCUUCAACUUCAACGAGGGGAGAACCGACUCUGCGGGCUCUUCGGGAUCCGCAGGGUCCAAGGGAUCCACAGUGUCCAGAAGACCGAUCAGGGCAAAAGUCUCCGCUCUAGAGCACUACAAGGAGACGUUCACGGACUUCUCGGCGGACUACGACAAUGAAAAGACCUCAGCGAUUCUCUUGUCAUCGAGGAUCAUCAAAAACAACACGUUGAAAAAGCUAGGAAUCAAGGGGAUCUCUUUCAAGUUGCCAAUUCUCGGGUCUGGGUUCCCGAAGAUGGUCAACGAGCCCUCUUUCCUCCCGGUGAACACGAACUCCGUAUUUCUUUUCAACUUGAAAGAGUCGAUUCAGUUGGACCAGACCAAAUUGUCCGGGUCAAUUCCCUUCGACCUCAAAGGGAACUUCAAGAUCGACGACUACAACAUCUUGAUUCCAAUAACGUACUUGCAGACGUUGAAAGUGUCCUCGGUCUUCUUGGAGGACUUUUUGAUUGCAUGCAGCGACCAGAUUCUGUACUACAACAGUCCAUUAGAGAUCGAUUCGCCGUUGUUGAUAACGGUCAUCAGCAAGUCGGAGCCAAAUUUGAAAAGCGCAGAGUUGGGAAACUCUGUCUCAUCGUCAUCUUUAUCGUCAUCCUCUUCAUCGUCGGCAUCCACCUCCAAGCUAUCAAGCUUGUUUUUCGAGUUGAUUUCGAAAAAUUGGCUACAGUCGUCCGUGAAAUCAAUUGACCUACUCCAGUCCACGUUUUGUUUCAUCAACAACGCCGAGCUGAAGGAAAAGGACAACAAUAAGAACAAAAGCAUCUGUUUGAGGAUAAACGAUGCCGAUAAGAGUAUUGACAUAACUCCCUCCUUUGAUUCAGAAAACAAGUUGAACUUCAACGAGAUUGUACCAUCGCUAUCGUCCUCCUUCCACGAAAAGAAUCAGAAGCGUGACGAAUACCCGACUUACCGUAACACUACGGGCAUCCCGGUGGAGAACCUGGAGGCGGAGGACAGUUCUUUCAAAAUACAGGUCGGCAACAACACAUUAACAAAGAACGGGAGGGCCUUUGAGAACGUCACCAAGUGCCGUGAGGAGGAAGAGUACCUAGUUCCGCAACAGCCUCUGAGCGACACGCUUUUCGGGCAAACCGAGCUCAUUGGCAUGAAGUCGUUCGCACAUGCGCCUGUGCUUGUUCUGCAGCCCAGACCCGCCAACUACAAACAGAUAUUAGACACGUCCGGUGAGGUGGAGAAGAGCUUCACCUUCUGA